Malus domestica (apple) is the source of this 1811-nucleotide messenger RNA. Its product is annotated as cyclic dof factor 3-like. Gene Ontology annotation, molecular function: DNA binding; DNA-binding transcription factor activity. The record is from RefSeq and is a predicted model, not a curated record. Gene Ontology annotation, biological process: regulation of DNA-templated transcription. NCBI's taxonomy places the organism in Eukaryota, Viridiplantae, Streptophyta, Magnoliopsida, Rosales, Rosaceae.
AGACGAGGUUUUACCACGCCCAAUGCCACCACCACUCUCUCCCCCAGAAGAAAAGAAAAGGAAAACACCACCUCCAACGCUCGCGCCUCUUUUUCCACUGUUUGGCUGCCGAGAAAAUGCUCGAAACUAAGGACCCCGCGAUCAAGCUCUUCGGGAAGAAGAUUUCCCUCCCCGCCGACAUCGAGGACCUGGGUUUUGCUCGCCCUGUGGAGAAAGAAGUGGAAGUAGAAUUGGAAGAGGAGUGCGAAGAGGAGGAAGAAGAUGCAGAGACUGAGCAGGAUUCGCCGUCACAAAAAUCGACUGAGAGCAUAGAACAAGAUGAUGGUUCUCAACCAAAAUCUGAAGACCCUACAAAUCUGGAAACAUUACCAGGUUCUGAUGUGAACCCGAAGACACCCUCUAUAGAUGAAGAAAGUGCACAAACAAAAACUGCUCAGACGGAGAAAGAACAGAGUACUGAAAACUCGGAAGAGAAAACCCUGAAGAAGCCUGACAAGAUACUUCCAUGCCCCCGCUGCAAUAGCAUGGACACUAAAUUUUGUUACUACAACAAUUACAACGUGAAUCAACCACGCCAUUUCUGUAAAGCCUGUCAAAGAUACUGGACAGCAGGCGGUACCAUGAGGAAUGUGCCUGUGGGAGCUGGACGUCGCAAAAACAAGAACUCUGCCUCACACUAUCGCCACAUGACCAUUAGCGAGGCUCUUGAAGCAGCUCGGAUUGAUGCUCCAAAUGGAGUUCACCACCCUGCAUUAAAAAGCAAUGGUAGAGUCCUCAGCUUCGGAGUGGAUGCACCUAUUUGUGAUUCUAUGGCUUCUUCUCUAAAUCCUGCAGAUAAAAAGGUUCCAAAUGGUACUCGAAAUGGUUUACAUAAAAGCGAAGAACAGGUAUUUCCAUCUCCUUGCAAAGCUAGGGACAAUGGCGAUGAUAGCUCCAGUGCAUCUUCUGUAAAUGUUUCAAAACCACAUGUGCAGAAUGUCAAUGGCUUCUCUUCGCAAAUUCCUUGUCUUCCCGGUGUUCCCUGGCCUUAUCCAUGGAAUGCAGCAGUUCCCCCACCGCCUUUUUGUCCUCCAGGAUUUCCUCUAUCAUUUUGUCCUGCACCUUAUUGGAACUGUGGUGUGCCCGGCACUUGGAACGUUCCUUGGUUUGGUCCACAACCCGCUUCUCCAAACCAAAAGUCUCCCCGCUCUGGUUCAAAUUCUCCAACAUUGGGGAAGCACUCAAGGGACGAAGACGUUCUAAAACCAGAAAUUUUGGAGAAAGAAGAGCCAUCAAGACAGAAAAAUGGAUGUGUUUUGGUUCCAAAAACAUUAAGGAUUGAUGAUCCGAGGGAAGCUGCAAAGAGUUCAAUAUGGGCAACGCUCGGAAUCAAGAACGAUUCCAUCAGUGGCGGAGGGUUGUUUAAGGCUUUCCAGUCAAAGAGUGACAAAAAGAAAACCGUUUCUGAAUCCUCUCCCGCUUUGCGAGCAAAUCCAGCUGCGUUGUCUAGAUCCCUCAACUUUCAUGAGAGCUCAUGAAGUAGCUAGCUAGUCAAGUAGCCACGAGUUUUGGCAGAACCCCAUCCAGCUAAAGGCCAUUUUAGUUGAGCCGGUCGAAUCCGGGAUGCGGAAUCAGAGGGGCUGUCUCUACUCUCUAGGGUUCCUCAGUAUGAUAGGGGAACUAAUGUAGGAUAAAGCUCUAGUGGCAACUAUUUUUGCCUCCUUGUAAUGCACAGGAUAAAGCUCUGAUGUACUUAGUUUUCCUGAGUUCGUGUUCAUGUACAUGUCUAUAUCUCUAUAUAUGUGAAAUUCAAAGAUCUUUUUGUUCUCUUU